UGACAGUUGACAGCGUCGGUUAUCUUCCCGCUUUGCGCGUUCAUUUUCGUUCUUUUCCUAAAAAAUGAAAAAAAAUGUUGCAAUAUACAAAGAGUUUUGUGGCGUUUAUUAAGUUAAUAUGAAAUAAGUUUGUGUACGAGGUGCGUUCGCGACGAUAUUAUUAAUUUUUAUUGAGAUCUUAAAUUAAUCGUCAUAAAUGGUCACACCGGCCACAAUGGGGGACAAAACAAAGCCCGAGGUCUAUCAUAGAACCUUGCUAAAGGCUCUAAACACAAAUGGGGAACUAAAAGAAUCUCUUAACCUGGACCUCUAUCAAUCCCAAUUCAAAUUGAUAGAGCAAAAUCUCCUCUCUGCAGUUAAAAGUGAUCGGGUAAGAGCUUUGCAAAUGUUACAAAUACUCAUCGACAACAGGGCUCACACUAUUAUGAGAGACGUAUUAACGAUUCUAAAAGACACUAGUAUAGAGGAAAACUUGAAGAGCGGCAUAUUGGAUAGUGUUAACCACUCAAUGUUCAGCACAGUUCGAGAAUUGUUGGUAAAUAAAGAUGUGAUAGAGUUGGCCUCCCUUUAUGCACUUUGGCAAAAUGAUCAAUCAGAAAUGUUCCUUAAUAUUAUAAAAUCCCUCUAUGCUUACCCAGGAAACAGGGAGCACAUGAAAACUAUUUUGUUCGACUUCCUAAUACCGAUCAUGUUAGACACCAAGAAUCAGGAAGACUCUAUGAAAGUUGUUUGUAUUGAUUUGGCUUUGGUAAUAUCCAAAGUAAUAACUAUUACCAUUAUGGAUAAUGAAGAAUAUAAGGUUUAUUUUGGAAAGAUUAAUGAGUAUGUUACUACAAUCGCUACUCUAAGAGAUAUUGGAUUUCCUCACUGGCAUAAACUGUGGAUGUUUUUAAUUAGAUUACUAGGAACAAAGCUGCAUCAUUCAAUGAGUUUAAUGAAUAAGCUACUUAGGAUAGUAGAGCAGUCUUUUAAGAGCCCUUGUGUGGAACAGAGAUUGAACAGUUAUGAGUGUUGGAAGGAACUAAUAGAUAAUGUAAGCCUGGACAAGAAUUACUUGUGUACAGAAAAACAGAUUAAACUCCUCCUGACCCCCCUAAAAGCAAAAUUCGCUUAUCAGACUGAAUUACUAGUGAAACGUUUCGAUCAUUUUAUUUAUUUGAUGGAGAAGUUGGAAGAGAAGGCUGUGUUAGUUGUAAAAGAAUUUUUAGAGUUUUGUUUCGGAGAGGUCGGGAAGCAGUUGGCAGCUCCUAAAGCUAAACAGGGUAAAACUGUGCCCGAGUUAUGGUUGAAGAUUGUCCAGGCUUUGGUGGGUUUAAUGGGGCAUUCACACAAAGACAUUGACCACUGUUUGAACAUAGAACCACAAAUGCACAUAAAACCUGUUCUGUGCAAUACCAGUAAUAUUUCACACAUUUACCCUCAUCUAAUUAAUGCGGUGUUUGAAUGCUCCAAACUGUUAAAAGAACUCGAAUUAAACCAGAAGAGACAUACUCUGCUGAGGUGCUUGUGGAGGUCUUUAUUUAAUAUCGUACUGAAUAGUUCAGCUGACAAUCGACAGACCUGCAUUGAUUCUUUAUCAGAAGUCCUGGAGAACUUAUUAAAAGAAAUUGACCCUUACUAUCAUGGCAUUGCAAUAGUAAUCUUCAAAGAAUCGGUCAGCGUGGACAAAUUGGACGUCACAGACUUUGUUUUGAAUAAUUUGGAGAGAUUUUUAAAAAUAAUUUUCUCAGUGCCAUUAAGUAAAGAAAGUUGUAUAGAGGUCAAAAAGUUCAUCGCCCUGUUAUGUCACGUAUCGAAUUUAAGCGGCAAAGUGGAGGACAGACAAAAAAUACUCGGAAGGAUUUUUAAUUGUUUCAAAACAUUUCAAACUAUCGAGAGCAACGUCAAUUUUGUAGCCGACGUGUGGAUUUAUGUGGUAAACGAGGCUGAGCAUUACGACAAAGGGAAUUCAUUGGAAUUUUUGGUUUGGCCUCUUACCAACGCAGAUAAGUUAACGGAACAGGUUACUCGAGUGACAGUAUAUGAAUACUACGAACGUUUGAUUAUAAAAAAGGUGGAAAAACUGCCCGAGCUACAUUUCGCUCUUUUAAAACAUUUCGAAAGAAGCUUAAGAAACGAUCCCAUGCUCUUGAAAAACGUUCUUAACUUAAUCACUUUGUUUAAUCCGAACUAUACUGCCAAGGAAAUUUGUGAAGUUACUCUGGACAUUUUUUCGUUCGCGCUUCUGAUCCCUACAGACAGCGACACUAACAGAAAAACAGCCGAAGUUUACCUAAAAAAAAUCCUAGAAACAAACUCUAUAUUCCUAAAAGAAGAGAGUACUAUUAAAAAGUUGUGCUCCUGCAUAGAAAACUUACUCAAACACCGACUCUUUGACACCCUAACCCCACUAGAAACCGCCUUGGAACGUUUCUCAGAUAACAUCAAAAACAUUUACAAAAAGUUCCUCACCCUAGACUUUUUGGUGGAUAUAUUCGUUACGGAAACAGACAUUUCAAUAACCGAGAAGGUGCACGCGAUCAUUAAACAGCUACGCGAGGCGAAAACCACAGAAAUCAAAAGAGAAAAAUCCCUCCUCGUAAUGGGGGGCAGAGCCUCCAAGAUCGCCAAUCUAGUGAAACAGAUGCCCGUCAGUCCGAAAAAAGAGCAAAAACCGAAUACGCCGUUCAAAGUGUUCGGGAGUCAACUGAAAAACGCCAAAACGGCGGCGAAACUGGAAGCGGCGGUGUCGUCUCCGGCGGACAAAAGGAAGUCCGCGAUCAGUUUAGACGACGAGAGCAACAGUAAAUUCGUCCUGAUCAAUUCCGAAGUGAAACUGGACAAGGAGAAACUGACCGAACACCAAAAGGAGACUUUGAAGAAGAGACGCGAAGACAUUCCGGCGCUGUAUCAGGAUUUGUCGCAGAGCGUUUCGCAGACGGAGUUUGUGCAGCCGGUGGUGGCGACCGAAGGGAAUGACUCGCCGUUUUUCAAGAAACCCGAAGUUCCUCCCGAGGUCGUCAAGUUGCCGCCCGAUGAAACCGAACUCGUGCAGGAGUUGCCAUCGUUGCCAAGUUCUACAGAUUCAAGCUUUGACGACAAAUCCAAAGAAGAACGUCCAAAAAGCGCAGAACCACAAUCUCCAAGUAAACUUAAAGCCGAGGAACCUUCACUUACAGACAGUUCGGGAAGAAAACUAAGAAAAAGGGCUUGUAAUGAAAAAAAUACUGCGGUAGCAGAAGGAGGAGCGACCAGUCCGAAAACGACGAAAAAAGAAAGCAGCUCCCCGAAGGAGGAAAAACCGGCAAAAAAACGAGGAAGAAAACCAAAAGCUCUGCUGGAUGAAAUGAAGAGAAUUGCAAAUCAACUGGCCGAAACCAAGAACGAGGUAGCGACGAAUGAAGCUCUAGAGGCAAACAAAGAGAGUGCACCUGACCCAAAGGGCGAACCGGAAACUUAUGUUAAAACCAAAGUGAAACGUAGAAAUAGAGCGAAACCCCAUUUCAAAGGCAAUAUCGAGGUACCGGGAGAGACAUCAUUAAAAGACGAAUCCGAACAAGUAACUUUUAAAAUCAAACGGCGUAGGGGCCGAAAGUCCCUUGGCGAUAUACAAACCGACGAGCUACGAAAGUCUAAAAGAAAAAGUUUACCCUCCAGUAAAAUGAGUGACAUCUUACAAUUCUUGAAACCGAAAUCCUUAACCCCCUCCACAAACGCGAAGAGAAGCGAACCCGACAAUAACACCCAAUCGGAACUUUUCCCACCCGAAGAACCGAGUAAUCAGCUAGAAAACCCGGAAACGGAACCCCAGAAAACUCGUAAAAGUACCAGCGACGAAGACGAGGAUAUUAUCGAGAGUUCACAAGAAUCCGGCGUUGCCAAUGCGAGUUUAUCCAAGCUGAGACUGUCGAUGAACAAAAGUGGUGCCGUUAAACCGGAGGAAAUGCCCCAGAACGAGUCGGUUCAAGAGACCAUAAUCGCAGAGCAGGUCGACGUGCCAACAUCAGCGGAGAAAAAACCACGAAAACGUAAAACAGCCACUCGCAGUAAACCGAUCAAAUCUAUCGUCGCUUCUAAUCGAGUGUCGGCCGCCACUGCCGCCCUCGAGGAUCUCAUUAAUGAGCUGGAUAAGUGCGAGAGUGAAACGGUUGCUCCUGCCGUUCUGAUGGGACAAAGUGAGAAGGAGGAAACCGUUGAGGUCGCUGUUGCAGAUGAGAGGAACGAAAUGGAAAUGUCCACCGAGGAACUGCAGCAAAAAAGCACCCAAAGCCAAGACACCGAAUCGAUGCAUUUGGACCCCGAUAGCGAAAAAGUACAGGUGUUCCUCGACCUCCCCGUCAAACCGGUUUUAACUGACGCGGAUAAGGAAAUAGCGACGAUGGACACCGCGACCCUAAGCCUAGUCGAACUCGAGGAACUGCGAUCCUUAAACAAUUCAGCAGCCUCCGAUAAAACCGUAAUCGAGGAUACGACUCUGACCAAUGUGAAGAAAGAAGUCGAAGAGAGUCAAAGUCAGGCGGAAACCGAGGUGAUUCCUGCGACCGAACCCGUUGCUGUCGAGGAGACCAGGGUAGAACUAAGCGUUGCUAUUAAAACUGAAGUGGACGAAAGUGCCAGUGUGGUGCCUGAAACUGAAUUGUUGAACACUGAGAUGGUGGAUGAUGAGAGUUCACCUGUGAAGAGUGGAGUCAGUCCAACAUGUGCUGGUACGCCUACCGCGUCGUCCUCUAGCCUUCCCUCCUCGCCGAUAACCGGCGACACCCCGAACCGCACCACCGAACUAUUGAGCAACACCAACGACAUCUCGCCGAUCCGUUCAAAACCGAACAACGGCUCCUCGGACGAAGAAACCGAACAGAGGAAAUUCGUUCCGGUCGCCCUGAUUUUUGACGAGGAGGUGGACAAGGAAAAGUCGCCGGAACGAGGAGACGACGCUCCGGAGAAAAUGAUGGAAACGUCACCCGAGAAGGCGGAAAAGGACGGCCAUAUUACCAGUAUUAGUACGAUGCCGCCCUCGUCGAGUAGUAGUAGUAGUAGUCCUCCGCCAAAAGUUGAACCAGUUGAAAAGGAAACUGCUAUUGUCGGCGAGAAAACCGUUAAGGGUACUGGUAACUGGAUUAAACAAGGGACUCCUACGACGAAAAGUAUGUUCCGUCGUCGUAAGGCGGGUCUCAGUAUGUCACCUUCAACCUCUCGAAUUAAAAAAUUGAUGUCGAACGUGAAACCUCCCUCGCAAACCGGCGAAUUGGCGGAAGAAUUCGCGGAAGCCGACGUGCUCACUUUUAAGCGGGACGUGCCCAGUCCGUUGGCGAUUCCUCGCAGUAGCAUCCUGAAGAGGAAACAUUCCGAAUUGAACGAGGAGGGAUCGUCUCCUUACGCAAAGCGGAAACGUGUAAACUUUAGCGACCCGUGCACCACGUCCAAAAAAGUGUUCCUUAAAGAAGAUCCGCCGGUACGUCCGACGACGAUCUUCACCAGCGACGACAUCGACAAAAAGUUCAUGGAACUGAUGGGCAUGGAAGACCCCGAUCUCGAGGACACGAACAUUUUAGACGAAUCCGACAUCAUCAUUACGAUAGACGACCCGCCCAUCUAUCCGGAAUUGAUGAAUUGCGAGGAGGACCUCUUGGUCCUGGGGAAUCUGUGGCUCUCUGAAGACAAGCUGAUCGACGAGACGAUCUUGACGGUGGGCGAUUUGGCCAGACAAACCGAGAAGAGUUUGGCGAAACUGUCGCCGAGUAGACCGAUGGCGCUGCACGUUUUCAAACUGCUACAAAACUACCACCAGGAGGUGCAGAAAUGUGGUAAAAACAUCUUCGGUCGGCCCGCACGCGCUAAGGUGCGCCAUUUGCUGGAUAAUUUGCCGGUAAAUGGCGAGUCUAAACGUGCGGAGGACGAGUCAGAGGUUCCGGUGGAUGUGCGGACCGAGUUGCGGCGGGUUUUGGAAAAAGCCAAGAGUGAGAAUAUAACUUUAGAUAGUAUCUCCCCCAUCAUCCUAGACAUCAUAGGCGAAAAGUCAUUAGCAAACCUGCUAAUCCAGAUUAUCGAAAACGAUAACGAGGAACUCUCGCAGUGUUUCAGACUGAUAUGGAGCAAGUUGGUAUCGCGGCUGUCGCCUACGCAGCUGAUGCAAUUAACACACGAGUGUCAGCUGCAAAUCCCCCUUAAAGAAUAAAUUCCAGUUUUGUUAAUUAUUAUUAAUGAUAAUGUUACAGUUUGACUUGAACAUUUUUAUUAUAUUAGGCGACGUUUUUGCCGUUGGCACGAUUUUUUGAGUUUUUAUAUCCAAGACUGUUUUGUUGUAUUUGUUAAAAAAAAAAUUCAAACUUUCAUUGCCAUGUUUCUUUAUGUAUAUUUUAAAAAUAGUGUAUUUAGGUUAAUUUUUUUUUAAUCAUGAUUAGAUUUUAAAUUAUAUGUACAUUAAAGUAUUGUAUAAAAUG
Anthonomus grandis grandis is the source of this 6419-nucleotide messenger RNA. RefSeq names its product telomere-associated protein RIF1-like. The transcript has 16 exons. Gene Ontology annotation, biological process: telomere maintenance. NCBI's taxonomy places the organism in Eukaryota, Metazoa, Arthropoda, Insecta, Coleoptera, Curculionidae. Bases 197 to 6154 code for a protein of 1985 amino acids. The record is from RefSeq and is a predicted model, not a curated record. Gene Ontology annotation, cellular component: nucleus.